GUUUGAAGGUUUUUUGUGUCAUCUGGAGUUGGAAUAAUAUUAAAAACAUAAUAUUUCAUCAUUAUGGAUUCAGUGGGAGUGAAUGUGAUAGCAACUGCAGCUCUGGAGAGACCCUUCCAGCUGUGGAUGCUGUAUGACUGUAGAAAGGAUGCACUAAUACCAGGAAUCAGACUUUGGAAUAAAGAUCAGAUUCAGCUGAAUACAUCUACUUGUCCACAAAUCAAUACUGAUUACAAAGUCACAUCUUCAGACUCCUUUGAGGAAAAAUCGCACAUACUGAACAUUGACGGCGGUCUGAAAUUGAGUUUUUUAUGUGGACUCGUCAAUGUAACAGGAGCAGCAAAAUAUCUCAAAGACACCAAGAAGUCUUUCAAACAACAGAGACUGACUUUACAUUAUCAUUCAACCAGCAAGUUUGAAGAACUGACCAUUAAUCACUUGACUUCUGGAGAUACGGCUCACUACGAUGAGGAUCUCGCCACACAUGUGGUGACAGCAGUGCUGUAUGGAGCAGACGCCUGCUUUGUGUUUGACAGAGAAGUUUCAGCAGAUGAGGACAAAAAUACUGUAGAAGGAGAAUUAAAAGCUGCUUUUGAUAAAUUACAGAGCAUCAUUUCAGCAGGUGCAAACAUUAAUCUGAGUAUAAAUGACAUUCAGACGACUGUAGUCCAAAAAUUCACUUGUAAAUUUUAUGGAGACUUUCAGUUACCGUCUAAUCCGACCUCUUUUGAAGAUGCUUUGAAGGUUUUUGAGGAUCUUCCAAAACUGUUGGGAGAAAACCAGAAACUUGCGGUUCCAUUGAGAGUUUGGCUUUAUCCUUUAGACAAACUCCUCUCAAGAGAUGUACAACUUCACAAAGACAUCAGCAUCGAUCUAAUCACAGACAUUGAAUCAGUGAUUGAGAGUUUAAACACAAUUGAGAUGAAAUGCAGUGAUCUUCUGAAAGACACGCCUGCUUUGACCUUCACAACAUUUCAUCAUAAGAUACAAAACAUGAAGCAAAACUGUUACAGGUACAAGUUGAGUGUCAUGAAGAAACUUGGCUCUCUGUUACCAAACAUCCGUGGGAAAGUGACAGAGGAAACGGCACUGACUGAUCUUCUACAUGAUCAUGAAGAAUCUCCAUUCAGAGGAAGUGAUCUUGAUCGAUGGCUGAAAGAGAAAGAGCAGGAAUCUGAUGUCAUGAAAACAUUGCUCAGACAACUGAAUGACUCUGGAGCAAAAGUAGAAGUCAACCUAAAUACAGUUUUAAUGGAUCUGAAAGUUGAAACUGUUGUCAUGUACACUUUCACAUCAUUGGAGUGGCCAGAUGAGCUUCUUUCUAAACAAAAGACUUUCCUGAGUCCUUCAACGAAGGGAAAACAUGAUGUGAAAAUGUCUGAAUCCAGGCAAAACUCAUGGCUCACUUCUGACAUCCAAAAGACUAUGAGGAACAACUUGAAGAUAUUUAAAAACUUGAUUGAUUCAAAAUAUCGUAAAUCAGCCAAAUUUAUUGUUGCAUCAAAAGAAAUGGAGAAUAUUUCAGGUUCCUGCAUCCUCCUGUAUGAAAAUGGACAUGAUGAAGCCGUUUGUUUCACUCCUCCAUCAAAACCAGACUGUCCAAUCACUGAAGAGGUCAGAGGUGCUCGAGUGGUUUUGAAGGUAUCUCCAUCAUGUCCUGCUACAGUAGAACUCAAGUUACUGUAUAAAAUGAAGGAAGAGAGAGACUGGACAUCUCAAACUGUGCUGAAGGAUCAUACAGUUACUGUAACUGAUCUGAGAUCAGAAACUGAGUUUGAUAUUAAAUGUGCAGCAGUGGGGAAACUCAACUACACCACUGAAUCUGAUGUCAUCAGAGUAACAACACAGGUAUGAUGAUCAAACAUCAUCUAAAUAACUUAUAUUAAUACUUACCUAAAAAUAAAUUCCCAAAUUAAAACGUUUGACUUUGUUUGUAGAACACAUAAAGAGAUGUUUUGGGAGAAUGUCAGAGCUUCUGUUUAUCCUUAGAUAGAUGGAUGAUGAUUUACACCGCCAAGCAAAAAUACAAAGAUUGUGAUAAUCUUCAUGAUACUUUUAUAGUUUGUUGUA
This is a messenger RNA of Xyrauchen texanus (razorback sucker), 2070 nucleotides long. RefSeq names its product verrucotoxin subunit beta-like. The transcript is spliced from 3 exons. Lineage: Eukaryota; Metazoa; Chordata; Actinopteri; Cypriniformes; Catostomidae. Bases 64 to 1854 code for a protein of 596 amino acids. The record is from RefSeq and is a predicted model, not a curated record.